CAAAAUGUCUCAUUCCGAAUUGAUACAAAAUCAAAGGAAAGCUUGGAGCAUCUAAGAGGAUCAAAUGCUUCAAGAAUUGAGGAAAUGCAAAUGUUUCGAUUGGAUUGAAGUAGCCAAAAGAAUAGGAGGGAGAAACCCUUCUUAGUGUGCUUAGAGAUGGAAGAGAAUUAAGGGAUACAAAUUGAGGAGAUAAUGGACUUAAGAGGAAGACGACAAACUAAAGAAUUUAGUAAAAGAAUAUGGAUAUCAUUGGAGCAAAAUCAGCAAAUUACUACCGAAUCGUUCAGGCAAAUAAAUUCGAGAACACUAUCUUAAUUAAUUGCAUCCAGGAUUGAACAACAAACCUUGGAGCAAAGAAGAGGAUGAAAAAAUUAUAGAAAUCUAUAAAGAUGUAGGAGGUAAAUGGAGCGUCAUCUAAAAAAACCUGCAAGGUAGAUCAGAAAAUAGCAUCAAGAAUAGGUUCUAUUCGUACCUUCGAAAUAAAUAUCUCAAUAUCAAGAACCCUUAUUACAUUGUUCCAAAAAAAGAACAAUUGAAUUUAUCAAAAGCUGAACAAAAAAUCAAUUCAAUUGUUUCAGCUUAAUCACAGGAUUACUCUCCAUCGAUGAGCUUCAGUCAAACCUAGCCACAUGUAAUGCCAAUUAGUAUCUGCAACAUGCCACCAAUAAGUUCAGUGAAUUGCUUUCCCCAAUUUUCAAUACUCUAUCCCUAUUUCUAGUUUCCUCAAACUCAAUAUUUGUUAUAAUAUCUAUCAAAUACAAUUUAAUAAUGAUUAAAGAUUAAAUAUUAUUUGUUUUAUCGAGUGUUAC
This is a messenger RNA of Paramecium octaurelia, 809 nucleotides long. Lineage: Eukaryota; Ciliophora; Oligohymenophorea; Peniculida; Parameciidae. The record is from the annotation of a GenBank genome assembly.